This is a messenger RNA of Tetranychus urticae (two-spotted spider mite), 1359 nucleotides long. RefSeq names its product U2 small nuclear riboprotein auxiliary factor 38 (gene U2af38). Gene Ontology annotation, cellular component: U2AF complex. Gene Ontology annotation, biological process: mRNA splicing, via spliceosome. Gene Ontology annotation, molecular function: RNA binding; metal ion binding. The record is from RefSeq and is a predicted model, not a curated record. NCBI's taxonomy places the organism in Eukaryota, Metazoa, Arthropoda, Arachnida, Trombidiformes, Tetranychidae.
UUAGCUGUGUGCAACAAGUUACAAUCAAGAUUCAAGUUGAAUACAAAGUGUUCAAAAAUUCGGUAUUCGUGAUUCUCAUUUGCUUGAGCUUCUGUUUAACUUGUCGAAUCUAUUGAUGUUUCCAUGCAUUGAGAAAGUAAAUUUAUAUAAAGUCCCUCACUUUAAACUCGGUCUUUUUUUUGCUUUCUGCCUUGUGUUUAAACCUAUUAAUUUAAAUUUUUUGAAUUACUUAAUUGACUGGUGACUUUUAAUUUAAAUAUGGCAGAAUAUUUAGCGUCAAUUUUCGGAACCGAAAAGGACAAAGUAAAUUGUAGUUUCUUCUUCAAAAUCGGAGCAUGUAGACAUGGGAAUCGUUGCUCUAGAAUUCACAAUAAACCCACCUUCAGUCAAACCAUAUUGCUACAAAAUUUGUACCAAAAUCCUAGAAAUGCUGCUCACUCUUUGGAAGGAAACUCCACAGGCAAGCCUACAAUGACUGAAGAAGAAGAUCAGAAACAUUUUGAUGACUUUUUCGAAGAUGUUUUUGUUGAAUUGGAAGAUAAAUAUGGCGAAAUCGAAGAAAUGAACAUCUGUGACAACCUAGGAGAUCAUCUAGUUGGUAAUGUAUAUGUUAAGUUCCGUCGAGAAGAAGAUGCUGACAAAGCUGUCCGUGAUUUAAAUAAUCGUUGGUUUGCUGGGCGACCAAUUUAUGCAGAAUUAUCUCCAGUGACUGAUUUUAGAGAAGCCUGUUGUCGCCAAUAUGAAAUGGGUGAAUGCACUCGUAGUGGUUUUUGUAAUUUUAUGCAUUUAAAACCGAUAUCUCGAGACCUUAGGCGCCAACUUUUUGGACGUAGACGAGGAACUGCUAGAAGUUAUAGAUCACGAUCCAGAUCACGUAGUCGUGAGCGUGAGCGUGGAAGAGAUCGUGAUCGGCGAUCUAGAAGCCGUGAUCACGGAUCUAGGAGUCGCGAUCGUAGAUCAAGGAGUCGAGAAAAGAGGUCAAGUAGCCGCACUCGAAGAUCUCGUAGUAGAGAACGAAGAUCUAGAAGUCGUGAUCGUCGUGAGCGAAAACAUCGUUAAUCACAAACUGUCCAGAAAUAUUUCACCAAAAAUAGGCACCAAAGCUAAACACAUUGAAUUCUCAUCCCUAGCAUCUAUCAUAUUUUAAUAAAAAAAAUCAAUCUUUGCGUGAUAUUAACAGUUUCAUAAUUAAUAUCUAUACAUUGUAAUAAUAUCUAUGCUCUGAUGAUUUUAUUUAUUGUUUGGUUUAUGAGUGAUUCAGCGACAAUUUCCAGAAAAUCUUUCAUGGAUUCCAAUUUUCAAAACAUUGGCCAAAAAUUUGCUCUUUAGUUAAUUAAAUUUCCUCCACUGUCAAUCUAA